Molecule: messenger RNA, 2398 nt
Organism: Triplophysa rosa
Lineage: Eukaryota; Metazoa; Chordata; Actinopteri; Cypriniformes; Nemacheilidae
Product: oxysterol-binding protein-related protein 10-like
Exons: 10
Coding region: 345-1997 (550 amino acids)
Cellular component (GO): intracellular membrane-bounded organelle; cytosol; membrane
Molecular function (GO): cholesterol binding
Source: RefSeq, a predicted model, not a curated record
GUGUGUGUCAGCACAGAUCUGUAUGGUGAAUCGGAUGCGAGGCAGCGCGUCGCGCACGCGUCGAUCAGUUCCACCGCGCCGCUCAGACGCGUUCAUAUGGGUCUGUAUAUCCGGGUCGGAGGGAGUGUCUGAGAUUUCCAGCACACACACACACACACACACACACACACACACACACACACACACACAGAGAGAGAGAGAGAGAGAGAGAGAGAGAGAGAGAGAGAGAGAGAGAGAGACUACCGUACUGUACGCGGUAUGGCAUCGGGCAGAGGAACGCGGGCGCGCCGUGCGAUGGAAGCGCAUCUGGAAUGAUUUAGAUCAGGAGAAACAUACACAACGCCAUGGAGAAGACGCAGGAGAGGCGGGUCGCGGCUCGGACGGGCUCGGCCUCGCUCGGCUCUCCCGGUCCCGGUUGCGCUCCGGUGGGGAAGAGCGCGUCUCCGCGGCCCGGACGCAAGCGCGUGAUAGAAGGAGUGCUCAGCAAAUACACCAACCUCAUUCAGGGCUGGCAGAACAGGUAUUUCGUGUUGGACCCUGAGUUGGGUCAGCUGCAGUAUUUCGUGAAUGAGCAGGGGCGGAGUCAGAAGCCCAGAGGUUCUCUUCCUCUGAUUGGUGCGUGUGUAACGUCGAGCGAUGAAGCGCCUCACAUGUUCAUCGUCAGCUCAGCCAAUAGAGAGCUCUUCAAACUCAGAGCGGUGGAUGCCACAGAGCAGCAUGUGUGGAUGACACAGAUACAGGCCUGCAGCAGACGCCACUCUGACAGCAGUGCCAAGAAUGACUCUCUGGAGGGGAUUUCUGUCAGUGAUGAGGAGAUUGAUGCUGAAGAUAAUGUGGAGGAAGAUCUCGACGUGCUGGAGGACCAGAGGAGUGUUAUUCUUCAACUGUGUUCUCAACUCAAACUGGGAAUGGACCUGACACGAGUGGUGCUCCCUACAUUCAUCCUGGAGAAGCGCUCGCUGCUGGAGAUGUACGCUAACUUCAUGGCCCACCCUGAUCUCUUCCUGGCCAUCUCCACCGGCAGCGGUCCUAAAGAGCGCAUGGUGCGAUUCCUCGAAUACUACCUGACCGCCUUCCACGAAGGACGCAGAGGUGCGGUGACCAAAAAGCCCUACAACCCCGUGCUGGGCGAAACCUUUCACUGUUCGUGGGAGGUCCCACGAGACCAAAUCCGGCCUCUCAGGAGUCAAACCCAUCCUGUCGGGUCAGCGGGGCGAGAGACAAACGCGAGGAGCGAUCGGGAGGCGGUGAGGGCGGGGCCUGACUGUUACAGGGUGCGAUUCGUGGCGGAGCAGGUGUCCCAUCAUCCUCCGGUGUCGGGGUUUUACUGCGAGUGCGCCGAUGGAGGCAUGUGUGUCAAUACACACGUCUGGACCAAGAGCAAGUUCAUGGGCAUGUCAGUGGGCGUCUCCAUGGUGGGCGAAGGCCUGCUGUAUUUGCGGGACCACGGCGAAGAGUACGUGUUCACGUUCCCGAGCGCGUACGCUCGCUCCAUCCUGACCGUGCCGUGGGUGGAGCUGGGCGGUAAGGUCACCAUCAGCUGCGUUCAGACGGGAUACUCGGCCAACGUCACAUUCCACACCAAACCCUUCUACGGGGGCAAAGUUCACAGGGUAACCGCGGAGGUGAAGCAGAACUCCAGCGGCAUCAUCGUGUGUAAAGCUCAGGGCGAGUGGAACGGGACGCUGGAGUUCACCUACAGCAGCGGAGAGACUAAAGUGAUUGACACCUCAAAACUGACCGUCAUCAGGAAGCUGAUCCGUCCCGUGGAGAAACAGGGGCGGACCGAAUCCAGGCGUCUCUGGCAGCACGUCACGCGAGCGCUGAAGGAAGGAAACAUUGAUUUGGCUGCAGAACACAAACACGUGUUGGAAGAACACCAGAGAUCAGAAGAGAGGAGGAGAACACAGAACAACAUGAGCUGGAAACCCAAAUACUUCAGCAAAGAGGGUGACAGAUGGGUGUACAGAAAUCCAUUACGGAAAACACUGAGAUGAAGAUUCAGACACUAAAACCCAAACAGCCGAUAAAUGGACCUCAAUAUAAACGGACGGAUGAAGAUCUGAGUUGUUUGUACAGAACUAAAAAUGUAUAAUAUGGACACAUAGGAUAGAACUUUUAUACACUGUAAAAAUGAUAUUUUAUUUUUCACAAUUAUCUAAACAAGAUUUUAUGGUUUUACACAUACAGGCAGUAUAUUAAUGUCGCCAUGUGCCAUGUGAUGGUUACAAAAUAAGACCUUAAAGGAUGAAGCUGAAAAACCACACCAACGUCAUAUUUCAUCACAAAACCAACAUACAGAAUUUCUAAUUACUGUUACGUAAUGACUAUACAGCAGAUGUGCUUGAUUUGCAUUAAAAUAACAUCGCCUUGUAAAAUGCUGUUUUCUUUAUUGCUC